This is a messenger RNA of Biomphalaria glabrata, 498 nucleotides long. RefSeq lists its product as uncharacterized. Lineage: Eukaryota; Metazoa; Mollusca; Gastropoda; Planorbidae. Bases 1 to 498 code for a protein of 165 amino acids. The record is from RefSeq and is a predicted model, not a curated record. The transcript is spliced from 2 exons.
AUGCUUCAGAGCAGAUUUUUUUCUUUUUACAAAGCCUCUUGUGCACACACACAGCACAGUAAAAGGCCAGAACAUAGCACAGCAUCAAAUUUACAAGGCACAUUGUCAGCAUAUGAUUUACGUCUAAACAAAAAACAUAGCAGACCUUUAGACAGAGCACUACCUGAUGGAGCACUACCAGUCAGAGAGGUGGAGCAAUACCAGUCGGAGAACUACAUGGUGGAGCACUACCAGUUGGAGAACUACAUGGUGGAGCAAUACCAGUCAGAGAACUACCUGGUGGAGUACUACCAGCCAGAGAACUACCUGGUGGAGCAAUACCAGUCAGAGAACUACCUGGUGGAGCAAUACCAGUCAGAGAACUACCUGGUGGAGCAAUACCAGUCAGAGAACUACCUGGUGGAGCAAUACCAGUCGGAGAACUACCUGGUGGAGCAAUACCAGUCAGAGAACUACCUGGUGGAGCAAUACCAGUCAGAGAACUACCUGUUGGAGUAA